Molecule: messenger RNA, 979 nt
Organism: Moneuplotes crassus
Lineage: Eukaryota; Ciliophora; Spirotrichea; Euplotida; Euplotidae
Source: the annotation of a GenBank genome assembly
AAAGAGAUAAAGUUUAACAAGAAUGGAAAUUAUAUAUCCGGCUAAUCUCAGCCUAAAUGAGUUCUCCCAGACUUACGAUCAAGAGAUCGCUAAUAUCACACGGCAAUCAGCCCUUACGCUGUAUAAUCUAGUGGAUUUCCCAAACUCAACCAAAGUUAUUGAUGUUGGAAGAGGGACAGGACUAUCUUCAGACUGUGUCAUUGGUAAUUCUAAGAAAGGAACAAGAUUUCUGUCAAAAAAUUUGGGCAAUAGCACUAAAAUUAUGGUACCUUCGAAAUCUUAUAAGAUAACACAUUCCUCAAUGGAUGGUUCAAUUUCUAGCCAAGUUGUAGACCCAACUUUCUGAAAUUGUCAAUUAUCUCCAAAUUUGGAAGUACCUACAAGAAUUAGCCAAGAAAUUAUGAGCUUCAGUUCGGAGGUGAAAUCAGAACAAGAUGAAAAGGUCUUCAGAGUCAUAAAUGAGAUCGAACAGCUACCCUUUGAUAACGGAAGUUUUGAUGCUUACACUUGUAACCUCACCUUCCAGUUCAACUCCAAUUACUUAAGAGCCCUCUGAGAGUCAUAUCGGGUGCUUUCCAAAGGAGGGAAAGCAGCCUUCUCAAUUUGGGGUAGGGAAGAAAACUGUACUUUUCUUACAUUUCUCCCAAAUAUUUUGGAAUCUCGAGGGAUACAGAUCGCCCCAGAAUUUGACAUUGACUUCGACCUUAUCUCUACAGACCAGAUAAUCGAGGAUGCCAAAGAUAUAGGGUUCAGAUCUGUGAAAAAGAUUCAUGUUCCUUUCUACUACUUCAUCAUGGAUGCUGAGGAGAUGUGGGAAUUUCUGGUCAACAGUUCCCACAGAAAGCAACUCGACGAACUCGACGAGGACACUCUUAACUGAGUUAAAGAAGACGUAUAUCGAGAAUUUGAAUCCAACUUCGGUGACCAAACCGAUGAAAUGAUCGGCUUCGAAGUUACCUUUAUUCUUUGUACUAAAUAA